UCGAGACCAAAUAACCGAAACCCGUCGAUGUUUUAAAGGCAAUUAAAACCCGAGACCCGUCCGGAGGUUAGAGACGGUGAAACUAUGGCGGGAGACACAGGGCUGCUCUGAAAUCUCCCUCCGAAUUGAGAUAGAGCAAUAAAGUAAUGUUAAGCAAUCCCCAAAUGGCAGGUGGACCGGAAAGAGAAGACAAGGUCUCUUUGGAGGUGACGGAGGAGAUUCUACAGAGCAUGGAAGUUGGGCUCGCUUUCAGAGACUAUAAUGGUAGAAUUAGCUCGUUGGAUUUUCACAAGGCUUCGAGUUAUGUAGUGACUGCUAGUGAUGAUGAGUCAAUUCGCUUAUAUGAUGUCUCCACUGCAACGUGCUUGAAGACCAUUAACAGCAAAAAGUAUGGGGUUGAUUUGGUUUGCUUUACUUCUCAUCCGACCACGGUUAUAUACUCCUCGAAAAAUGGCUGGGAUGAAUCUCUGAGGCUUCUCUCGUUGAAUGACAACAAGUACUUGCGCUAUUUCAAAGGCCAUCACGAUAGGGUUGUCUCACUUAGUCUGUGCUCCCGGAAAGAGUGCUUCAUAUCUGGUUCUCUUGAUAGGACAGUUCUGCUUUGGGAUCAACGAGCCGAGAAAUCCCAGGGUCUCUUACAUGUACAAGGAAGGCCUGCCACAGCUUAUGAUGACCAAGGGCUAGUUUUUACAAUUGCCUUUGGUGGGUAUAUACGAAUGUUUGAUGCCCGCAUGUAUGAAAAGGGUCCAUUUGAUAUAUUUUCUGUCGGGGGAGAUAUGUCUGAUGCAAAUGUUGUAAAGUUCAGUAAUGAUGGGAGACUUAUGCUAUUAACAACUACAGAUGGACAUAUUCAUGUACUUGAUUCAUUCCGUGGCACGCUUUUAUCCACUUUCAGUGUCAAGCCUGUCUCAAGCAAUGCUACAUUAGAGGCUUCUUUUAGCCCAGAUGGAAUGUUUGUUAUGUCAGGUUCAGGUGAUGGUAGUGUCUAUGCUUGGAGUGUACGGAGUGGGAAAGAAGUCACAAGUUGGCUUAGUACUGAAAGUGAACCUCCUGUUAUCAAAUGGGCUCCAGGAAGCCUCAUGUUUGCAACUGGGUCUUCUGAAUUAUCAUUUUGGAUUCCGGAUUUGUCUAAACUGGCAGCUUAUGUUGGUGGAAGGAAGUAGAAGUUUUUGCCGGCUCUUCUUUGAUUUCUGCCUUUCUGGCAAAAAGCAGUUUAAAGAUACCAUUCUAACUGUCCAUGGAGGUGUGAUUCUUGAAGCAAGCAAUGAGUUUUCUCAUCUCCCUGUUGUCAUGUACCUCAUCUUUAGGACCCAAUUGAACAGAGAAACGACAAUCCCUGUGCUCUGUAUGACUCGGUUUAUUUUUCUAGAAUUUUAAGAUCUAUUUAGGGGGCUUAUAGAUGCUCUGCCAGUAUGGUCAAGAUUGCAUUUCCCACCCUUUGUAAAGUCAGUGUCAGGCAUCAGAGUGUAAAUUUUCACAGAACUACAAGAUUCCAAUUUUCUGAUUGUAUGAAUAUUCCAUGAUUGUAAAUUGUUUGUUUUGUGGAGAUAAAUGUCAGUUCAGAUAUAAAGAAGUGGUGACCACUGAUCACUGUGUCGUACUAGAGACAGAA
Molecule: messenger RNA, 1612 nt
Organism: Argentina anserina (silverweed cinquefoil)
Lineage: Eukaryota; Viridiplantae; Streptophyta; Magnoliopsida; Rosales; Rosaceae
Product: protein ANTHESIS POMOTING FACTOR 1
Exons: 11
Coding region: 147-1163 (338 amino acids)
Cellular component (GO): Set1C/COMPASS complex
Molecular function (GO): chromatin binding; protein binding
Source: RefSeq, a predicted model, not a curated record